GACACGGGACGUCAUCAGCUAUGGCGGACAAGGAGAAGCGCCGGUCCGGGGCUACUCCUCCAGGGAUGCCCGAGGGCAAAGCCACCAAAUCGGACAGCGACAGGGAGUUUCUGUCGCAGGCUGGAGUGGGAGAGCUGCUCCGCGGAGCCAUCCUGAAGAUGGUGGAGGCCAGGUCGGACGAUCCCAUCGGGUUCCUCGCCGACCACUUCUGCAACCUCGCCUCCGAGUCAGAGACCGGCACAGCUGGAGGCAGCGACGGGGAUCAUUUGAACAACGGCCCGCUGAGCUCAGGCGCGCAGGAGCAGCAGCAUCUCAACCGGGCGCUGUGGCACCUGAGGCUGGCGCACCAUUCCCAGAGAUCAGCCUUCAGCAACAAUGUCCGUGUGGCUUAUGACCUUUUGAACCUCACUGGGCCCCUCAGACGUUCAGGUGAGGCUCCUGAGGCCCCUGAUGGCUCCUGCACCGACAGCCCGACAGAAGGAGGAGGAGGAGUGAAGGGAGGCCUCCACACACAGACUCUGCAGUGCCUGUGCAGUGAGGGCGGGGUCCCUGCCUCCACCUCCGCCCCACUCCUCCAACGCCUCCAUUGCCAAGACCACGAGGCCGUCCCUUAUGACAUCUUCCGUCACGGUGUGCUCACAUGUGCAGUUUUCUCAGACUACAUCCGGCAGGCUCAGAGGCUUUACGCUGAAGUGUGCUGCCCGGACGAAGGGCCUGCCUCGCGGGCGCUGUGCCUGGCCGUGCUGGGGACCUUAAAGGAAGCCCUGGAGACUUCCCAAGGCUGCGAGGCAAACUGCUGUGAUAAUGCGAAUACUAAAGUGAAUCCCUGUCUCGAGGCUAACGUGAAGGCUUUACGCUACCUGGAGGCCAGUGCUAAGAUCUCUCCAGACAAGUUAGGUCAGGCCAUGGCUGGAGCACAGACACGGGGCCCGGGUGGUAAUAUGGACGCAAAGGAGUUUGAGAACGCAGCGGCAGAACUUUUUAUCACUCGAGUGAAAGUUGUGUCCUAGGUUUCUUGUCUAUUUCCACAUAAUUUAUGAAUGUAACACAAUUUAAAGUAUAUAGUAAAUAAAUACCUUCUGUGUACAGUACCUCCUCUAACCUCUAACAUACACUCACAGAUAUUACCUCCUAGACACUAUAUACCCAAAUCCUAUUUAUGUUGGAGUACACUAGAACAUAUUGUUUGUUUAUUGAUCUUAUUAAAGUGGAAGAGAUAAGAAAUCAGCAUCUGCUGUGACUAAGCGAGCAGCUACCGUGCUGUGGAAAGGACUUACUAAAUGUUUUCCUUGAGAUCGGCAUUGAUCUCGACAGUUUUCCAUUAUUGUUCAGCCGUUUCCAUAAAAUGCUCAGAUUAGAAAGUAACACUCUGUUCUGAUCUAUUUCUAAUCCUUGUAAUAAUCCUAUUUUUUUGUUGAGAGGAAUGUUUAUUAGGAACUCGCUGUUCUCUUGUUGUAUUGCAUUAUUUAAGUGAUAUAUGCUAUCCCUGUGAAGGCAUUGUAGCAGAAAACAUUUUGGG
This is a messenger RNA of Anarrhichthys ocellatus (wolf-eel), 1519 nucleotides long. RefSeq names its product tubulin polyglutamylase complex subunit 1 (gene tpgs1). Lineage: Eukaryota; Metazoa; Chordata; Actinopteri; Perciformes; Anarhichadidae. Gene Ontology annotation, molecular function: microtubule binding. The coding region runs from base 21 to 1010 and encodes 329 amino acids. The record is from RefSeq and is a predicted model, not a curated record. Gene Ontology annotation, biological process: protein polyglutamylation. The transcript has 2 exons.